This is a messenger RNA of Arabidopsis thaliana (thale cress), 1179 nucleotides long. RefSeq names its product Tetraspanin family protein. Gene Ontology annotation, cellular component: membrane; vacuolar membrane. NCBI's taxonomy places the organism in Eukaryota, Viridiplantae, Streptophyta, Magnoliopsida, Brassicales, Brassicaceae. The coding region runs from base 252 to 917 and encodes 221 amino acids. The transcript is spliced from 5 exons. The record is from RefSeq and is marked reviewed.
UUCUUUUUUUGGCAUCAAGUGUGAUUUUUUUUUUGUCAAUAGAUAUCUUCUUAGCUCAAAAAAGGAAAACAAGUAUCAAAAAAAUUACAACUUUACGAUUUGCUUAGAAAGGAGAAGACAUCUGGAGCAACAGGAUUUACAAAAGUUAUUAUCUUUAUCGAUUUCUCUUCUUCCUAGACCCAACAGACGAAGAGAAUUUGUUGUUGGUUGUCUCUGGUCUCUUCGUCUAGGUUUUUUUUGGGUUAUUAAAGAUGGUGAGGAUCGUGAGAAGUUGUUUACAGUCCAUGUUAAAGCUCGUGAAUUCUCUAAUUGGGAUGGUUGGGAUUGCUAUGAUUCUCUACGCUGUUUGGCUGAUUAGGCAAUGGCAAGAACAAAUGGGAAAUCUUCCUUUUGCUGAUUCUGAUCACCCUGUUCCGUGGUUCAUUUAUUCAUUUCUUGGUCUCGGGGCCAUUCUCUGUGUUGUCACUUGUGCCGGGCACAUAGCUGCUGAAACCGUGAAUGGAUGUUGCCUUUACUUGUAUAUGGGAUUCAUAGUCUUGCUAACUAUGGUUGAAGGCGGUGUAGUUGCCGAUAUCUUUCUAAACCGUGACUGGAAAAAGGACUUUCCAGAGGAUCCAAGUGGUGCUUUCCACCAGUUCUCUAAGUUCAUCGAGUCAAACUUCAAGAUUUGCAAGUGGAUAGGUCUCUCUAUUGUCUGUGUCCAGGGUCUAUCAGUUUUAAUAGCCAUGUUGCUCAAAGCUCUUGGACCUCACCCUCACCGACAUUAUGAUAGUGACGAUGAAUACAAUGUAAGCACAGUUGCACUCCUGCAGGAUGCUCGUCAGCCGCCUCCAUACGUUGUUGGAGAACCCAUGUAUGGAGCCAAACCGGGAGCUUGGACAGUUAGAUUAAUGAAAGGGCAAACCGGUGAGAGGUGAAAACAAAGAAACUCGUAGAAGAAAAUGGCAAAGCAGAGUCUGCUCUUUCCAUGUGUGCAUUUACUUUGGCUUCUUAUUGCAUCUCUUUCUUUCACUAUUUAUCUCUUGUAAAUGUUGAAUACAUAUAUUUGGGAUGUUCUUACAUAUUAAAGACUAUGUGAUGUAUGUAAAUCUCUCUCCACUCUAUUGUUGACCAAAAUUAUCAAGAUUUAUAUUCUGCAGGCUAGUUGGUAUGAAAUGGUUCUAGUUCUGUCAGGACAGG